GCCUGCUUCCUGUCCUGCCUGCCGCCAUGCUUUCCUUACCAGCUUCUACGUCUUCCCUGUUGUGAUGAAAUCCACCCUCAUGGACCUAUACUACCGAACUGGACUGCUGGCAUAUUCAUAAAGUGCUUAUGAGUGAGCCGAGCUGCCUCUGAGGAUUCCUGUGAACUGAACUGCUGAUUUCCUAACAAUACAGAUGUAAGUUGCUUCAAAAAACAAUUUCUAAACAGGUAUUAUUACACAUUCUGUGAAUAAUACAAAGGCAGUUGGCAAAAGACAGAGCAGAGGGCUUGGAUUCAGAAGACUUGAGGUCAAUCCAUCUAGUCAUCCUUUAUAAGCUGCGUGGCAUCAGGAAGUUUUCCUUUUUCUCAAUGUAAAGUGAAGAAAAAAUCCAGUGUUUCUCAACUGUAUUGCUAUUCCUAUUUAGGUAUUUUAUCUAAGCUGACCCUGGAUCUGUGAGAUGGAUCGUGAAUAUAGAGAAAUGCUGUUGUUGACUGGCCUGGAUAACAUCACAGAGGAGGAACUGAAACGGUUCAAGUACCUUGCCUUGACUGAGUUUACUAUUGCCAGGAGUAAACUGAACACUGCAGACAGGACUGAGUUAGCUGAGCAGCUGAUUCAAAGUGCAGGUGCAGAGUCUGCGGUGACGAAGGCCAUUUGUAUUUUCCAGAAGUUGAAUUAUAUGCAUAUUGCAAACGCUCUUGAAGAGAAAAAGAAAGAAGCUGAAAGUAAAUACAUGACAAAGACAAAGAAGAAAGAAACACAGAAGGAAGAAAAUAGAAGUCAAGCUGAAAAAUGUUCUGUUGCCUCUGCCACCUGCAGUGACAAAGACUUCAAGAAGACUAUAGAAGUCUGUUCUCAAGCUAAGCCUCAGAAGAAACAGAUGGUGGGAGAACAGGAAGCCAUCAGAGAUUUACAGAAAGAUCCACUGAUAGUCAUGGUGCUGAAAGCUAUAAAUCCCUUUGAGUGUGAGACCCAGAAAGGAAAACAAGAGAUAUUCCAUGCAACAGUGGCCACAGAGAAAGAAUUUUUCUUUGUAAUAGUUUUAAAUUCACAGUUUAAAGAUAAAUUUAUCCCAAAGAAAACAAUAAAAAUAUCAAACUACUUUUGGCACAGUAACUUCAUGGAGGUCACCAGUUCCUCAGUUGUGGUUGAUGCUGAGUCUAACCAGGAAGUCUGUGUCCCAAAUACCAUUAUUAAGAAAGCUGGAGAAACUCCCAAGAUUAGUAAACUGAAAACUCAGCCAUGUGGAACAAUUGUGAAUGGGCUGUUUAAAGUCCAGAAGAUAACAGAGCAUAACAGUAGAGUACUGUAUAGUAUACAUGAUAAAACAGACACAAUGGAGGUGCUGCUGCUUGGAAACCAGAGCAAAACAAAAUGCGAGGAAGGAGACAAGAUUCGGCUUACAUUCUUUGAGGUGUCAAGAAAUGGAGAGAAAAUUCAGUUGAAAUCUGGACCUUUUAGCUUCUUUAAGGUUAUUAAGGCUGCAAAGCCAAAAACUGAGAUGAAAAGUGUGGAGUGAAGUCAACUCACCUAAAAAGCAUUUUCCUGAAGAAUCUUAA
Molecule: messenger RNA, 1559 nt
Organism: Arvicanthis niloticus (Nile rat)
Lineage: Eukaryota; Metazoa; Chordata; Mammalia; Rodentia; Muridae
Source: RefSeq, a predicted model, not a curated record